GACCUAAGCAUGUUCUAGUUCAUGUUAUUUUUCUAGGACCUAAGCAUGUUCUGGUUCAUGUUAUUUUUCUAGGACCUGUUCUGGUUUAUAUAUUUUUUUUCUAGGUCCUUUAGCAUGUUCUGGUUCAUGUUACUGUUGGCGGCGGGCGCGGCUCACGCCCAAGGGCUAAUAUUGCCAGAUUACGUACAGUCCCGGGAAGCUUACACACACAUCAGAUUAUACAUCUCCGAAAACUUACCUCCGCAGCACACCAACGAUUAUGACCCCAAAGCCAGCAAGUAUUACUCCUUCAGCAUCCUGGCGGGAGUGACAGCAGCCCAGGCGGUCGCCAACAGGACCGCGCCUGACUACGACCCUCUGCUGGUGUUGGACCACAACGUGCCGCUCGCCUGGAGGAACUACAACAAGAUAGCGCAGUCGGCACAGGCUCUGUUGAACGAGGCUUCAGCUAAAAUUAGCAUGAUCGAAGAGAUGAUCGACCUAUGCGGCCCGGUGAGCCCGCAGCAAUGCAACGCUGAGGUCCAGGCCAAAGUUAUUCAAAAUCCGUUCGCGUACCAGCAACCCGCUGACCUUCUUUUACUGCUCGGCACAUUCUCGAAAGAGUUGAGAAGUUCAGAGCCCGUCGUCGAUAUCGUCACCCAAGAGAGAUCCGAAAUCCCUUUCUUGAUUAACAACGUUCAUGAUCCGAAGUACAAGACACUUGUGGAAGAUUUGGAUAACGCGUAUCGCAAAAUGAGAGAAGUGCAGUUCAGACGGUAUAAUCCGGGCGGCAACAAAGUCUCAAUUCUCUUCGGAUGAAAUGUUCAAUACAUUGGAGACAUAUCGAAAUUAAUGCGGACUAUUUGGAAAUAAAUGUGUGAAAGUUA
Molecule: messenger RNA, 866 nt
Organism: Bicyclus anynana (squinting bush brown)
Lineage: Eukaryota; Metazoa; Arthropoda; Insecta; Lepidoptera; Nymphalidae
Exons: 3
Coding region: 115-798 (227 amino acids)
Source: RefSeq, a predicted model, not a curated record